AUGCAGCUCUCUCUUACCUUUGUUACUGCUCUUCUCCUUGCCUCUGGCGCCGUCUUUGCUAGUCCUGUGGACACAAAGACCGGCACUACCCCUAUUGAGCUCCAGCGCCGCGCCCAGCUGGUGGCCAGUGAUGGUAAGCUGAACGUUUCCGCUCUGCACCACCACUUCCAGGGUGUAGAGAACAAGUACAAGACUGCCUUGAACAACUACAAGCGCAACACUGGCAAGAACCACCCCCUGGCUAAGCAGUCGAACACUAAGCGUGCCACGGGUGAUGUGAGCCUGGAAGACAUCGAACACGAGCAGCUGUGGGCCGGUGAUGUGACUUUCGGUGGCCAGACCUUUGCCAUUGAUUUCGAUACGGGUUCGGCUGACACCCUUGCGAACCCUGGUGCGUACAAUCCUUCGCGUUCGUCGAACUCGAAGAACACCCACCGGUCGUUCUAUACUUCGUACGGUGACGGUACCAAUGCGCAGGGUACCAUCUACACCGACUCGUUCUCCAUCGGUGGCCUCAACGCCAGGGACGUGGCCAUUGGACGCUCGUCGAACUCGUUCAUCGGUGGUGAGAACGACAACCAGGGAAUUAGUGGUCUCGCUUUCCCGUCGAUCCAGUCCUUCCCUAAGCAGUACCCCCCUUUCUUCGAGUCCCUUCGCCAGCAGCGCGCAGUGAGCCAAGGCGUGUUCCAGUUCACGCUGAAAGCUGGCGGCGGCUCGUCCUUGCACCUCGGUGGCAUUGAUUCAUCCAAGUACUCUGGCAGCAUUUCGUACGCCGACGUUGACUCGUCGCAGGGCUUCUGGAUCACCGAUGCGACCGUCAACGGCGAGAGGAUCACGGCGAUCGUCGACUCGGGCUCGACCAUCAUCAGCGGCCCCUCCGACCAGGUCCGCUCGGUGGUUAGCAACAUCAACGGCGUCCGUGAGGUAAACCAGGGCGGCCAGACCCUCUACGUCUACGACUGCAGCCAGACUCCUCAUGUUACGAUCAACAUUGCCGGCAAGAGCUUCACGCUGAGCAGGGACCAGACGCGUUACGGUACCUAUGAUGGCCAAUGUGUUCUCCCUAUUGCUCCUGUGGAUGGAAUGCCUUUGAACGGCUGGAUUCUGGGCGACACCCUCUUCCGUUCGGCCUCGGUGAUCUUCGAUGUUGACCGCAGCCGCAUCGGUUUCGCCAACCAGGCUUAA
Molecule: messenger RNA, 1185 nt
Organism: Malassezia japonica
Lineage: Eukaryota; Fungi; Basidiomycota; Malasseziomycetes; Malasseziales; Malasseziaceae
Product: cathepsin D
Exons: 1
Coding region: 1-1185 (394 amino acids)
Biological process (GO): proteolysis
Molecular function (GO): aspartic-type endopeptidase activity
Source: RefSeq, a predicted model, not a curated record